GAGAAAACAAAACUCUCUCUCUCUCUCUGCCUGUGUGUCUGUGUGUGUGUGUGUGUGUGUGUGUGUGUGUGUAAGCAGAAAAAUGGCAGAGGCCAGUAUUUCCAUGGAUCACUUCAGCUGUCCAGUGUGUCUGGGUCUCCUGAAUGAACCAGUGACUAUUCCCUGUGGUCACAGUUUCUGUAAGGUGUGUAUUAAUGGCUGCUGGGAUCAGGAGGAUGUGAAGGGCGUCUACAGCUGUCCUCAGUGUAGAGAGUUUUUCACUCCAAGGCCUGUUCUACGCAGGAACAACAUACUGGCUGAAGUGGUAGAGAAACUGAAGAAGACUGAACUCCAAGCUGCUUCUCCUGCUCACUGUUACACUGGAUCUGGAGAUGUGGAGUGUGAUUCCUGCAUCGGGAGAAAGCGCAAAGCUGUUAAUUCCUGUCUGGUUUGUCAGACCUCCUUUUGUAAAGAUCAUCUUACAUCUCACUAUCAGUCUCCUGCCUUUAAGAAGCACAAGUUAGUUGAAGCCUGUGCAGAGAUCCAAGAGAAGAUCUGCUCUGAACAUGACAAACUGAUGGAGAUUUACUGUCGUACUGACCAAAGCUUCAUCUGUUACUUGUGUACGAUAGAAAAACACAAAGGUCAUGAUACAGUUUCAACUAAAACAGAAAGAACUAAAAAACAGAAUGAGUUAAAGGAGGAGCAGAUGAAAUGCCAGCAGAGGAUCCAGGAGAAAGAGAAGAAAGUGCAGGAGCUGAAACAGACUGUGGAGUCUGUUACGAGGUGUUCACAGGCAGCAGUAGAUGACAGUGAGAUGAUCUAUACUGAGAUGAUCAGCUCCAUGGAGAAAGAGUGCUCAGAAAUGAUGGAGCUUAUCAGAGCUCAGGAGGAAGCUGAAGUGAGUCGAGCUGAACGACUCCUGAAUCAACUGGAGCAGGAGAUUGCUGAUCUUAUGAGGAGAGUCACUGAGCUAGAGCAGCUUUCACACACACACGAUGACUUCUACUUCCUCCAGAGUUUCCCGUCUCUCUGUGUUUCUCCUGGAUGUGACGACUCACCCAGCUUCACUGUCAAUCAACAUCUCUCAUUUGAUAGAGUGAAGAAAUCUCUCUCAGAUCUGAAAAAACGAGUUGGACAAAUCUGUAAGGAGGAAUUCAACAAAAUCAGACCACAAGCUGCAGCAGUUCAGAUGAUUUUACCUUCAGAAACAAAGAACAGAGAAGAUUUUCUGCAGUAUUUCUGUUAUCUGAGUCUGGAUCCAAUCACAGCACAUCAUCAACUCAUUCUGUCUGAGAACAACAGAGAGGUGAAACGGAUUGAUACACAACAGCGAUACUCUGAUCAUCCAGAGAGAUUUGACUUCUGGCAUCAGGUAAUGUGUAAGGAGAGUGUGUGUGGACGCUGUUACUGGGAGGUGAAGAGGAGCAGAAUGGGUGUGGGCAUAUCAGUGUCAUAUAAAGUGAUCAGCAGGAAAGGAGAGGGUAAUGAAUCUCAGUUUGGACGCAACAGUCAGUCCUGGAGUCUGUGGAGUUCUCCUUCCUCUGUCUCUUUCUGGCACAACAACAUUCAGACUAAGCACCGAGGUCCAUCAUCCUCCAGAAUAGGAGUGUAUGUGGAUCACAGUGCAGGAACUCUGUCCUUCUACAGCGUCUCUGACACCAUGAGGCUCCUCCACAGAGUCCACACCACAUUCACUCAGCCUCUAUACGCUGGGCUCCGUGUAUGCUAUUUUAACUCACCUGUAAAGUUAUGUGGUCAAAUUUAAUUGUGAGUAAAAGUUCUUAGUCAAAUUAAAAAACUGAUGUCAGCUUUCUUUUUGAUGUAUUAUUUUACAUUCAUAUUAUUAUACUACAUUUUCUCUAUAUAAAUAAAAUAUUUACCUAAAAAAACAGGAUUUUUGUAGAAGUUUUUCCGAAGUCUCAAAAUAUUCAAGAAAACUGUUGCUACAGAAAUAAUUAAAUGUAAAUGAUCUUAAUUGAUUUACCGUUGUUUACUGUUCGACUGACUGAGUUUUUCUCUGUUUCUUUACU
This is a messenger RNA of Tachysurus vachellii, 2012 nucleotides long. RefSeq names its product E3 ubiquitin/ISG15 ligase TRIM25-like. The record is from RefSeq and is a predicted model, not a curated record. Bases 83 to 1747 code for a protein of 554 amino acids. Gene Ontology annotation, molecular function: zinc ion binding; protein binding. NCBI's taxonomy places the organism in Eukaryota, Metazoa, Chordata, Actinopteri, Siluriformes, Bagridae. The transcript has 6 exons.